AUGGGAAAAGCUACCAGAUGGUUGAAGGGUUUGUUUGGUAUGAAGAAGGAGAAAGAACAAAGUGACAAAUCAGAGCCAUUGAAAGAACGCCGUAACAAGUCAGGGCCAUUGUUUGUUGACAAGAAAGAAAAGAAACAAUCAUGUAAGGAUCAUCAGAGUCGCAGAACCUAUGUUGGUGAAAAAACGAAUAAUUACAACAAAAAAGCAGUUUUUUCGAGGUCAUUGAGCCAUGGCAGCAGUAGAGGAUCAUGGUUUUUUGAUAGUAGGGAGUGGUUAGCUGCUCUAAUGAUUCAAUCUUUUUUCAGAGGCUAUUUGGCGCGAAAAGCUCAUCGAGCACUAAGAGGAUUGGUUAAGAUACAAGCUCUGGUUAGAGGCUUUCUAGUUAGAAAAAGAGUUGUUGCAACACUUCAUAGUAUUCAAGCUCUGAUGAGAGCUCAAGCUGUUGUCCGUGCACGACGAGCGCGUAGAUCAUUUGAUAAGGAGAAUGUUCAUCCGUCGCAUAUCCGAGGACGAAAACAUGUGCCAAUGUAUGAUGAAGCUAGAAAUGUACAACAUGAUGAAUGGCUUCACAAUUCUGCCUCAAGUAGAUUUGAUCCAAACCGAGAAACUGUCGCAAUUGAUCCUCACAGGACUAGUUCAAGAUCUUCAAUCUCGGAAUAUAGAGAUGAUAUGCAUCAUCACUACUAUGGAACAACAUCGUCCUCUCUUCCUACUUAUCUUUCGCAUCGAAAUUCUGUUCACGAAUGCAAACAUUCUCAAGAUUUUGAUUGGUGCUUUGAUAAUGUUAACGACGAACAUAAAUUCGUCACUGCUCAUUGCACUCCUCGUUUAUCAAACUCUUCUCAAGCUAAUACCCCGUUGGCGAAGAGUGUUUCUGAAGAGACGGGCUUGUUCUUGCCUUACUCUAAUUGUCCUAACUACAUGGCUAAUACUCAUUCGUCUAAGGCAAGAGUGGUAAGGUCUCACAGCGCUCCAAAGCAAAGAUCUGAGGUCAAGAGAAGGGUUCCACUUGAGGAAAUAAUGGCCACAAGAAAUAGCACAAGUUCUGUUAGAAUGCAUUGGUAA
Messenger RNA from Lathyrus sativus (Indian pea), 1065 nucleotides. Lineage: Eukaryota; Viridiplantae; Streptophyta; Magnoliopsida; Fabales; Fabaceae. The record is from the annotation of a GenBank genome assembly.